Messenger RNA from Paramecium sonneborni, 618 nucleotides. NCBI's taxonomy places the organism in Eukaryota, Ciliophora, Oligohymenophorea, Peniculida, Parameciidae. The record is from the annotation of a GenBank genome assembly.
AUGGGAUUUUAAAGAUGGAUAGCUUUAAGAAGUGAAAAAAUUAGAAGGACAUAAUUAGAAUAUUAGAUGUUUACUUUUAGCAAAUUAUAAAAUAGUUUCAUUUCUGGAUCAAAUGAUAAUACAAUCAGAUGUUGGAAACAACUUAAUGGUUAAGAACGGAACAGUUUAUAAUUACUAAUUGAAUUGAAUGUUUAUUAUUAUGUAAAAAAGAGAAUACAUUAUUUUCUGGAAAUGUGGAUAAAUCAAUUAAAAUAUGGAAAGUUAAUUUCAAUAAUAAUAAUGUAAAAUGGGAAGGAUUGGCUAAGUUAUUUUGAAUUAAUUAAUGGAGAUUUUGUAGAAUAAAAAGAAAAAGAAUAAUAGUUAAUUAUAUCCUCUGAUGUAUACAAUUUGAAUUUACUUCCAAUUGUUUUUAACAAAGAGAAGGAGAUUAUAUUAAUAAGACAUAAAUUUCAUGUUUAUUUAUUAACAAAAUAAACUCAAGGUAGAUAUCAAAUCUCAACAAAAUUGAAAUUUUAAAAUAAUUCAAUAUAUGGAAUUAUGACAAUUGAUGCUAAAUAUAUUAUUUUGUGGGAAAAGACAGAAUAGAAUUUUUAAAUUUAUUAAAUUGAGUAUCAAUGA